This is a messenger RNA of Pocillopora verrucosa, 792 nucleotides long. NCBI's taxonomy places the organism in Eukaryota, Metazoa, Cnidaria, Anthozoa, Scleractinia, Pocilloporidae. The record is from RefSeq and is a predicted model, not a curated record.
AUGCAUUUUUCGCGACAUGGGGUACCCGAUUACGUAGUUUCUGACAACGGUCCUCAGUACUCAUCCUCAGAGUUCCGAAGAUUUGCAGUAACGUGGAAGUUCACUCAUAUCACCACCUCACCACACUAUCCACAAGCUAAUGGGAUGGCCGAAAGCGCAGUCAAAACCUGCAAGACUUUAAUGAAGAAAGCUCUUCUGUCUCAAUCCGAUCCAUAUCUUGGUUUAUUGGAUCACCACAACACCCCCACUGCUGCGACAGGUAUGUCUCCAUGCCAACGACUUUUUGGUCGCCGAACUAAGACACUUCUACCCUUCUCAGAGUCUUUACUCAAGACUGACCAAACAGUUAGUGAUCUUCUCAAAAGGGAUCGUGUCAAGCAAGCGAAACAUUUCGACCAACAUGCUAAACAACUCUCAGAACUCAAAUCAGGUGACAUAGUGCGCAUGAAGAUGCCUGGAGAAACAAAGUGGUCAAAAGCAGUUGUUUCUUCUAAAGUGGCAUCUCGCAGUUACAAGGUUGAAGUCAAUGGUAGAUUCUACAGGCGUAAUCGCAAGCAGUUGCGUUCUACCAUGGAACCACUUCAAGAAACCCCCUUCAAAAUGGACGAAGAUGACCUGACCGUUCCAGACAAUCUGCAGGAACAGGACCAACCCCCUCCAGCAAGUUCUCAAGUAGGAACAUCCAUGUCCCCUCCAAGAUCUCAACUACCCCCAACACCUCAAACAGAGCUGAGUAUUCAUGAAAUGAAUGAUUUGAAAGUGAAUUUGUCCACGAAAGGUUUUAGUAUCUAG